Trichechus manatus latirostris (Florida manatee) is the source of this 1002-nucleotide messenger RNA. It is a transcript of the gene YDJC, whose product is annotated as YdjC chitooligosaccharide deacetylase homolog. The coding region runs from base 1 to 972 and encodes 323 amino acids. NCBI's taxonomy places the organism in Eukaryota, Metazoa, Chordata, Mammalia, Sirenia, Trichechidae. Gene Ontology annotation, molecular function: deacetylase activity. The transcript has 5 exons. The record is from RefSeq and is a predicted model, not a curated record. Gene Ontology annotation, biological process: carbohydrate metabolic process.
AUGGCCCGGCCGCGAGUGCGGCUGGUGGUCACAGCGGACGACUUUGGUUACUGCCCGCGGCGCGAUGAAGGCAUCGUGGAGGCCUUCCUGGUGGGGGCAGUGACUAGCGUGUCCCUGCUGGUGAACGGCGCGGCCGCGGAGAGCGCGGCAGAACUGGCCCGCAGGCACAGUAUCCCCACGGGCCUCCACGCCAAUCUGUCUGAGGGCCGCCCCGUGGGCCCGGCCUGCCACGGAGCCUCGUCGCUGCUCGGCCCCGAAGGCUUCUUCCUCGGCAAGAUGGGAUUCCGGGAAGCGGUGGCGGCAGGAGACGUGGCCUUGCCUCAGGUGCGGGAAGAGCUGGAGGCCCAGCUGAGCCGCUUCCGGGAGUUGCUGGGCAGGGACCCCACGCACGUGGACGGGCACCAGCACGUGCACGUGCUCCCAGGCGUGUGCCAGGUGUUCGCCGAAGCGCUGCAGGCCUAUGGGGUGCGCUUCACGCGGCUACCACUGGAGCGCGGUGUUGGCGGCUGCGCGUGGCUCGAGGCCCCAGCGCGUGCGUUCGCCUGCGCAGUGGGACGUGACGCCCGGGCCGCCGUGGACUCCUUCUCCCGCCACGGGCUGCGGUGGACCGAUGCCUUCGUGGGCCUGAGCACGUGCGGCCGCCACAUGUCUGCGCAUCGCGUGUCGGGGGCGCUGGCUCGGGCCCUGGAAAGUGUCCCAGCGGGCCACGCCCUGACAGUGGAGCUGAUGGCACAUCCCGGGUACCCCAGCGUGCCGCCAGCCGGGGGCUGUGGCGAGGGCCCAGACGCCUUCUCCUGCUCCUGGGAGCGGCUGCACGAGCUGCGUGUCCUCACUGCACCCACGUUGCGGGCCCGGCUUGCCCAGGAUGGCGUACAGCUCUGCGCCUUAGACGACCUGGACUCCAAGAGGCUCGGGGAGGGGGCCCUCGGCGAGGCCACUCUGGAGCCCUCUUUGCAACCUUCCUCACCCUGACUCCGAAGGAAAGCCAAGCAAGCACUAAUA